Messenger RNA from Suillus paluster, 837 nucleotides. RefSeq names its product ribosomal protein L4. Gene Ontology annotation, biological process: ribosome biogenesis. Lineage: Eukaryota; Fungi; Basidiomycota; Agaricomycetes; Boletales; Suillaceae. The record is from RefSeq and is a predicted model, not a curated record. The transcript is spliced from 4 exons. Gene Ontology annotation, cellular component: ribonucleoprotein complex. The coding region runs from base 1 to 837 and encodes 278 amino acids.
AUGCUCAUUCGUUCUCGUCUCAAUGACCAGCCCCCCAAAGCCAAGGCCGGUUCCCGUAAGAAGCCUGCACCUGCACCAGGUGCUGCUGGCAAAGCCGUAAAAUCCACAAAAAACCCUCUCUUUGAGGCCCAACCCAAAAACUUUGGCAUCGGUCAACACAUUCGUCCCAAGACCGAUCUCACUCGUUUCGUCAAAUGGCCCGAGUACAUUCGUCUUCAACGCCAGAAGGUCAUCCUUUCUCAGCGCUUGAAGGUUCCCCCCGCCAUUGCCCAGUUCUCCCACACUCUGGACAAGAACACCGCCACACAGCUCUUCAAGCUCCUUAACAAGUACCGCCCAGAGAGCAAGGUCGAGAAGAAGGAGCGUCUCGAGGCUCUAGCUAAAGCUGCCACUGACGCAAAGGAGCCUGCCAAAGACAAGAAGCCUCUUUUCGUCAAGUACGGUUUGAACCACUGCGUUGCCCUCAUCGAGGCCAAGAAAGCGUCCCUCGUCGUCAUUGCCCACGAUGUUGACCCCAUUGAGUUGGUCGUCUUCCUCCCCGCUCUUUGCCGCAAGAUGGGUGUCCCCUAUGUCAUCGUCAAGGGCAAAGCCCGUCUCGGUACAGUCGUCCACAAGAAGACUGCUGCCGUCCUUACCCUCCAAGAUGUCAACAGUGAGGACCAGCGCGAGCUUGCAACCCUUGUCAGCGCCGCCAAAGCCAACUUCACUGACAAGUACGAGGAACAGCGUCGUCAAUGGGGUGGCGGUCUUCGUGGCAACAAGUCUACCCAGAUGAUGCGCAAGCGCGCAAAGGCUGCUGGUCUGGAUUCCAAGGCUGCUGCUCUUGGCAAGCUUUAA